AUGAUUAGUUAUGACGUAUGUAUAGCGUAGACUCAAACGAAUGAAAGUUUGGUUUGAUAACAUUUUUUAGUAAAACGGUGUAAACUUCUGCAAUGGUGAAUUUCAAGUUGGUGAUGGUUUUAUUAUUUAAAGUCCAAGAGAAGACAAUGAUAUGUCAUUCAAACCAAUGCUGCACUGCUUAGAAGGUUCAAAAGUCAUCAGUGCCUAUCAUGGAUGAAGAACAUCUUUGUGAAGAUGGUCAUACUGUUAAGAAACUUUGGUUUUCAUUUAAUGCACAGGUAGGUGUACAUGGGACCUGUUCUCCAGGAAAAUUCCACCAAUGUUCAACACACCACCAGAAUCGCACUUUGGACUAUAGGCAACUACAAUCCACUAUUCAAACUCAUCAUAGAAACCUGAGUCUGGACUCUGUGCUCCAGAAGAUUCCAGAAACUGGGACUCGGCUUUCUACAUUGAACAAACGUCCUUUAGUUUUAAAUGAUAACUUGUCAACGGACACCACUUUUGCAUGUUCUCCAUUCUCCCAGAACUUGGUGCCUCCUGACCAAACCAGUGUAGCUUCAGAUGACAGUGGUAUAUUUAACUCUGACGAUACUGAUAGAACAACACCUUCACUCAGCUAUGAACUCAGAACCAAUAGUUUCUCCCAAUUAUGCUUAGAUUGUCCGUCUUCCCAGUUAGAUGCUGUUCCCAUGGAAACCAAACCUAAUCAAACUGGUUCAGUGAAUGAAAUAAAGCCAGAAGAGACUGAUCAGCUAGUUAUCCCAUCAACUUCAAUAGGUUCAAAUAGUAAUGAAUCUCCUGUCAUGCUUUUUAAAAAUCCUCCACCAAGAGAAUCCUGGUUACUGAGGCUCUUUGAGUCAAAACUUUUUGACAUGUCAAUAGCUAUCACUUAUUUAUUUAAAUCAAAGGAACCUGGAGUAUUAUCGUACAUAGGAAACAGGAUUUUUAGCUUUACUGACAAGGAGGUGGACUUCUUCUUGCCACAGCUAGUUAGUCUUUACAUACAUCAUGCUGAUAUUGCAGACGUCGUACAUGCUUACCUUAUCCAUAGAUGUAAGAAGAAUGCUGACUUCUCACUACAGCUGGUGUGGUUAUUGACAGCGUACUGCUCUGAUACGAAUGCUCCCUUAUGCAGAAAGUCUCAAGGAGUGAAACUGAAAAACAGGGUUCUCUUGGAGGAACUUAGAGCUAAUCCUCCUACCCAUGGAAGAUUUGUUUCUGAUCAUACAUCCUGUGUAACCAGUCCAACAACAACAAAGAAAACCCACCAAAGGUCUCAUUCAGAUGCAACAGGAUUAAGACCAGGAGGAAAUAAUGUUGGACAAGUAUCUGGUCACCUCACUCCAAAAGUAAAAUGGGUAUUAGGAGAUUUGUCCUCAGGUCAAGCCUUCAAUGGCAAAUGUAUUUGCUUUGAUAGCUGUAAAGGUUUGUGCAGUGAACUAAAAGGACAAAGGAUUCAAUGUCAUUGCCAGGCAUCACGGUUAGCUCCUGAAAAUGAAUUUGUUAAAUCGCUGAUUUCCAUUGGUCUACGUUUGAAAGCACUACCCACAAAGGAAUUGAAAACCCAGCAACUUCAGGCAGAACUCUCCUUAUUAAAUAUCAACCUUCCAGCAAGAGUCUGGCUACCUAUCCACUCAUCCAGCCUUUCACACCUGGUCGUCCGGGUCCCACCUCAAGCUGCUGUCGUGCUCAACUCUAAAGAUAAGGCUCCCUACAUUAUUUACGUCGAAGUGACUGAGGUUGAGAACAUGGAGACAAGUCCUAUACCAUCUAAAUUUGUGAACACGCUACGCCAAACUCGCUCAGAAGAAAAUUUGUUAGACUACUGCAGUCAUCAGGAUGUCUCUCCCAAUUCAUUUUCUGUUUAUCCAAAUGUUGAUAAUGAUGGUGAAUGCUGGAGCCUAGAAGAUGAUGAUGUUUCUGCUCAGUUACAGUACCUGAGGUGUCACAAAACUAGAGACAGAGAUACACUCUCCCAGUUCUCUCAAGACAGUGGUACUAGUGCAGACAGGGAUCCUGUUUUUAUAGGUGCUGGAGACAUUAGACGGCGACUUUCAGAAAUUUUUAACAUUCCAAAGACUACAUUCAAGAGAGAUCCAGAAGAUCCUUCUGCAGCUGCUCUUAAGGAACCCUGGGAGGACAAGAUUAAAAGAGUUCGGGAAUCUUCACCGUAUACUCACCUGCCUGGGUGGCAGCUUUUGGCAGUCAUCGUUAAGUGUGGUGAUGACUUGAGGCAAGAACUGAUGGCGUAUCAAAUCCUGGCUACUCUUCAGAAAAUAUGGGAACAGGAAAGGGUACCACUGUGGAUCCGUCCUUAUCAUAUCCAGGUAACAUCGUCAGACAGUGGCAUGAUUGAACCUAUUCUAAAUACUGUAUCACUUCAUCAGAUCAAGAAACAAAGCAAGAUGUCACUUUUGGACUAUUUUCUUCAAGAAUUUGGCCCUCCAACUUCAGAAGCAUUUCUAUCGUCUCAGAAAAAUUUUGUACAGAGUUGUGCUGCGUAUUGUCUUCUAUCUUACCUGGUUCAGGUGAAAGACAGACACAAUGGAAAUAUCUUACUGGAUGCAGAGGGUCACAUCAUUCAUAUAGACUUUGGCUUCAUUUUGUCUUCCUCUCCAAAAAACCUAGGCUUUGAGAAUUCUCCUUUCAAACUCACACAAGAGUUUGUGAAUGUUAUGGGAGGAUUGGGAAGUGACAUGUUCGAAUAUUUCAAGAUCCUCAUGCUCCAGGGAUUUCUUGCUGCUCGUAAACACCACGACAAGAUUCUGGCUUUGGUUGAAAUCAUGCAGGCUAAUGCUCAGCUGCCUUGCUUCAGAAAUGGAGCCAGUGCAGUGAAAGCACUAAAGGAACGAUUUCACAUUGGUUUAACAGAUGACCACCUUCAACUUCUCAUUGAUAGCAUGGUAGAGUCCAGUAUGCAUUCACUGACAACAAAACUGUAUGAUGGCUUUCAGUAUUUAACCAAUGGAAUCCUGUGAGGCAGAAUCUGAUUCUCAUUCGAGUGUUAACUAAAAGUAGUGUGAGAAACCAUCUUGAUUUAAUAUCAUGUAAAUACUUUCAGAGACUAUAACAGACAUAUUUAUGAUUAAAUAAUAUAAUUUGAGUACAAUAUUUUUUUCAAAUAUUAUUGUACAACUAUAAAUACCAAACAAUGUCUUGGGGUCCUGGGAAACAUCAUUGUAUUUUCUGAUGAAAAGCUUCUCAUGUCAACAAGACUUGUUUUUUUGUUUGUAUGUGUAAUAUUUUAUAUAGUUCUUCCUGUUACGUGCCAUUCCAAUCACCCUGUCAUUUGGAGUAAAAUCACCAACAGUUGUGUUUAACACAGGACAUUUAGUGAGUUAGAAACAUUUUUAGCUUAGGACCACUGGAUGUUCAUUAUUCCACUACAGUAUGUAAUAUACUUCACAAAUAGCUAGGAUGUAAAUUCAUCAGCCCUUUCGUUUUUCAUAGUUUAGUGCCCUACUCUGUUGUAUGAACUUGGUUUCCGUCUAACGAGUAGCCGUCUAGUGAUCCGUUGUCUGUGGUAAUAGUAAUUUUAAGAACCUUGGAGUAGACAUGAGAUGUCAGCUUGAAGACUUUAACUUUGUUUUUGCUUUUAUUUUGUGUGUAGGUAUGGUACUUUCAUGUUAUAAGGGCUUUGGAUGAUAACAUUCUCAAAAUAGUCGAAUAGAUAAGACUGUAGUAAGACCACAAGUCUUUUACUGCUAAAACCUUGAAGACAAACUAAGAUUUAUGUGACUGGAUUAUAUGUUGUAAUUAAUUUCAACUGAUGAACUUUAAAUCUUUUGUGAGAAUUAUAUAACGUAAUAUGUUUUAUUAGCUAAAGUGAGUUUUUUAAUCUUAUUUAUAUGUGUGUAAAGAUAAAUGUUGUGUGAGGUAUAUUUUGUGCCUUCUAAUUUUGAGGUCCAAUAAUUAAACAGUUGUUCUUAGAUCACUUUAUUCCAUUAACAAGUAAGGAUAUUAAUAUCAGUACUUGUAUUUGCCAGUCAUUAACAGUUAUCAUUUCUAGGAGUCUGUGUCAAAGAUAUUAGUAAAAGUGUUGAUAAUAAUUAAUUGUGCUACGUAAAACUGUUAAUGAAUUCACAGUGAACAAUAUUGAAUCUAUUCAGGGUUAUUAAAAGGAAAUGUUUUAAGACAUUUUUGUAAAUAUUCAAGUUUUUAGGCUGUGAUUAAUGGAAAAAGGAAGAAAAUUUAAAUAUUUAAAGUGGGACAUAAAAAGUUACUAUAUACAAGUUGUUUCGUUACUUUUUAUCUAUUGUAAAUAUUUUCGUUGUUUUUCCCAGAAAUUAAACACAUAGUUUAUAGAUAAUUUCUUAGUUUGUAGCUCCGUGUCUAAAGAAUUUUGUGAAAAUCUCAAAUGUGUCUUGCAAAUUUACUUAAGUCAUUAAAGUUACAUUAUUCAUGAUAAUUUGAAUAAAAUAUAUGUUGCUUAUGUAAGCAUAAGUAUUAAAAUUACAAGGGGCUAAUUAAGUAUUAGGAAGACUUACUUGAGAUUUUGAAGUUAUGGUAAGGUAUAAUUCUGUUAAUUAAUUCACUUUGGUUCUUUGAUAACUGCUACAAAUGAUUGAAAACCUGAAACUUUUGUUGAAAUGAAGCACUUAGUCUGUGAUUACGAAAACAUAGUAAACUGGAAUUAAAUUCUGUAAAGUAACAACAAUUGCUCAUACACUGUUAUCUGUUAGAAAGUUUAAAAGUUAUAAUUAAUUGUUAUUAAACUUAUCUUGGAAUGACUUGAAGGCCUACUUUUCUAGCCUGAAUUGUUGAUUUGAAGUUUGUGUUACUUAUUUGAGACAUCAAAUAUUUUAAUUCUGAUAUUAUCUGAAGUGUUUUUUCACUUUGCCUGUUAUACACUAAGUCCAUGUUAUUGCUUUAAAGUUAGAAAUAUUUAUUGUCACAUUUCCUGAAGUAAUAUGUCAUAAUAAAAUAUUUAUUUAAAUUAUGUAGAAUGCAGUGAGUUUUAACAAAGCUAACAUGCUUCCUUCACAUUCUCACGUGUUGUAAAUCUUAACUUUAUGUGGCUGGAACAGAUUGUUUGUGUAUUCCCCUUAAGUACUUGUCAUAAUUAUUGAAAAAUAUAUAUACGUCUGAUUAAAGUGGACUUAAAUAAAUUUUGUUGCACUUAAUUUCUCUAAAGAACAGCAUAAAAGAUUUUUAUUACUUGGCACUUGAAAUAAAGUAUAUAUUUACAAGAGG
Molecule: messenger RNA, 5196 nt
Organism: Limulus polyphemus (Atlantic horseshoe crab)
Lineage: Eukaryota; Metazoa; Arthropoda; Merostomata; Xiphosura; Limulidae
Product: phosphatidylinositol 4-kinase beta-like
Exons: 14
Coding region: 210-2981 (923 amino acids)
Biological process (GO): phosphatidylinositol phosphate biosynthetic process; phosphatidylinositol-mediated signaling
Cellular component (GO): cytoplasm; membrane
Molecular function (GO): 1-phosphatidylinositol 4-kinase activity
Source: RefSeq, a predicted model, not a curated record